AUGGCGGCCUCCUUCAGCUGUCGGCUCCAGGGGUCUCUCUAUGCCCUCUCCCCGGCUCUGAGGUCCUGCUCGCGGCUCAGCCUGGCUCUCACACACCGCUGCUGUCAUGGAGCUCCCCCCAGCAGCCUGUACGCUCACGCCCGGGAGGGAUACAGCCACAAACCGGAGCUGGACAUGGACCGAGUCUGCGCGGAACCGGAGGCCGUGGUCCGGAACGUGGAGCGGCGUAAAGGAGAGCUGAGAGGAGAGGACGUCUGGAGGAUCGUGGAGCUGUGGAAGAAGCUGCAGGCAACGAAAGCAGAGAUCUCAGCUUUAGAGGAACAUAAGAAAGUCAUCAGCCAGACAGUCAAAGAACUAGUGAGCAAACAUGAGAAGAAGACUCUGGCCACUCUCCCUCAGUACUCGGACGCUCGUCUCGGGGGCAGAGAGGUUCGUCGCAGACUUUCUGAACUGAGGCCUGAAGAGAGUGAUCUGGAGGAAGAGUUCUACAGACGAGCUCUGAGGCUGCCCAACGACACACACCCAGACACGCCUGAAGGAGACGAAAGCCAAGCCCGAGUCCUGGAGCUGGUGGGACACAAACCUGAGUUUGACUUUAAGCCCAAAGGUCACGUGGAGCUGGGGGAGAAUCUGGGACUGAUCCGACAGAGACACCUCUCUCAUAUCUCAGGUCACAGGUCGUAUUAUCUGCGCGGAGCUGGAACCAGACUGCAGGUGGCGCUGCAAAACUUCACUCUGGACAAACUGCUCCAUAAGGGCUUCAUCCCUCUCACUGUUCCUGACAUCCUGAAGGGGGCGGUGUUCGAGGGCUGUGGGAUGCAGCCUCACGCUCACCGCUCUCAGGUUUACGCUCUGGACCCGAGUCGGAGUCCAGACCUGAACCUGGCCGGGACCGGAGAGGUGGGCAUCGCAGGUUUCUUCAUGGACCACGCCGUGAGGAGUAGUGACCUGCCCGUGCGGUCUGUGUGCAGCAGUACAUGUUACAGAGCUGAGACCGACACAGGACGAGAAACAUGGGGCCUGUACCGUGUCCACCACUUCAACAAGGUGGAGAUGUUUGCAGUGACGGCGGAUGAGACGGGACAGGAGAGCGCAGAAAUGUUAGACGAGUUUGUGAGUCUGCAGAAAGAGCUGUUCUCUGAGCUGGAGCUGCACUUCAGAGUGCUGGACAUGCCCACACAGGAGCUGGGGGCUCCUGCCUACAGGAAGUUCGACAUUGAGGCCUGGAUGCCAGGACGAGACAGCUACGGAGAGAUUUCCAGCGGCUCGAACUGCACAGACUACCAGAGCCGUCGCCUGAACAUCCUGUAUGAGAAAGAGAACGGAUUUCUGAGAUAUGCUCACACGGUGAACGCCACAGCCUGUGCCAUCCCCCGAAUGAUCAUCUCUCUCCUGGAGACUCACCAGACCAGAGAGGGGGCGGUGCUUGUGCCUAAAGCUUUGCAGCCGUAUUUUGGAGCAGAACGCAUAGAGAAGCCGACGUACGGACCACUCAAGUACAUCGGGCCAAACCAACAACACAAACACGUGACACAGCUCGGGCACGCGCGCUGCUUCACAUGCACGCGUCUCCCUCCUCCUCGUGCCCGCGCAGCUCAUAUUCCGCUCUCCUCAAGGUUACGCAGCAGAUCUGUGAAUAUGAGGACCGCGAGUGUACUGCUGCUGCUGGCGGCAAUGGAGGUGAGCUGCCGGCCACUCUCUUCUUCCUCACUCAAAGAAGCUAAGGUGGAGUGUAUCAUCCAGCAGACUCUGAGUGGAGACGAUGCACAGGACGAGUGUGUACCACAGCUUGCAGAAGAGCUACAGGAGAUCCAGAGACACCAUGGUCUUCUUCAGGAGCUGCAGGAGCUGGCGGAGCACGAGACAAAGCGAGAGCGAGAUGAUGAAGACGAGGGCUACGAGGACGAAGAAGACGAGGGAUACAACAGAGAGGACGAAGACGAGGAGGAGGAGUUUGGCGAGAGAGACGACGAAGAGGAAGGAGAGAGAGACGACGAGGAGGAAGGAGAGAGAGACGAGGAAGAGGAGGAGGAGGAAGGAGGGAGAGCCGAGGAGGAGGAAGGAGAGGCUCAGGAUGAAGAGGAGGUGACAGAGCAGACUGAGGAGGAUGAAGAGGUCCACGAGCUCAUGAAGGAGGCGCAGAAGAAGAACUCAGAGACAGAGGACGAGGAGCAGGGCAGGAGGCAGCAGGUGGAGAAGCUUGUGGAGAAGGAGGAGGAGAAGGAGGUCCAGAGCACACCCACGGCAGAGGCACCAGAGGAGGAGCUGAGGACCAGUGAGGAGCCCGGGGACCAGAAGAGGAGUGAGGACAGCAGCACUCCCAGCACCGAGACUCAGACUCAGAGCCACCGAGUGGAGCAGAGUGAGACCGAGGCACCAUCAGCCGAAAAGACGGAGCAGAAGAGGGAGAUGGAGAAGGCCAGCGACGAAGCUACCAGACAGUUUGAAAGAGAGAAGGAGGAGCGACACGAGGAGGAGGAGGAGAAGGAGGAGCAGGAUGAAGGAGAGGAGCUGCUGGACAUCGAGUCUCAGCUGCGGAAAGUGGCCUCUGAGCUCAGGGCGCUGCGCAGAGGAUAA
Messenger RNA from Knipowitschia caucasica, 2577 nucleotides. Lineage: Eukaryota; Metazoa; Chordata; Actinopteri; Gobiiformes; Gobiidae. The record is from the annotation of a GenBank genome assembly.